Molecule: messenger RNA, 851 nt
Organism: Sorghum bicolor (sorghum)
Lineage: Eukaryota; Viridiplantae; Streptophyta; Magnoliopsida; Poales; Poaceae
Product: wall-associated receptor kinase 5-like
Biological process (GO): cell surface receptor signaling pathway; protein phosphorylation
Cellular component (GO): plasma membrane
Molecular function (GO): ATP binding; protein serine/threonine kinase activity
Source: RefSeq, a predicted model, not a curated record
AUGCUCAAUGAGGUUGCCAUACUUUCUCAAGUAAAUCACAGGAAUGUAGUGAACCUUUUUGGAUGUUGCCUCGAGACAGAAGUACCGUUGCUAGUCUAUGAAUUCAUUUCAAAUGGGACGCUUCACGAACAUCUUCAUGUCAGUGCUCCACUAUUAUUGCCAUGGAAGGAGCACAAGAGGAUAGCCCUUGAAAUUGUGAAAUCUCUUGCUUAUCUGCAUUCUUCUGCUUCCGUGUCAGUAAUCCAUAGAGGCAUAAAGACAACCAACAUACUGCUAGAUGAUCGGUUAAUAGCAAAAGUGUCGGACUUUAGAGCUUCUCAAGGUAUCCCCAUUUAUCAAACUUCUGUCACAAACCUGGAUCCAGAGUACUACCAAACAGGCCGGCUCACCGAGAAAAGUGAUGUGUACAGCUUCGGCGUGAUACUUGUUGAGGUGUUGACGCAUAAGAAACAGUCAUCUUAUGUCUCACCUGAAGGCUUCAAUCUAGUUUCAGAAUUUUCUUCAUCGGUGAGCGAGGACAAGCUCUGGGAGAUUCUAGAUCCUCAAGUCAUUGAGGAGGCAGAAGAAGAAGAAUCCAGGGAAGUGGCAGCCAUUGCCAUGAUGUGCUAUAACUCGAAGGGCGUGGACAGGCCCUUGAUGAGGCAAGUUGAGAUGAGAUUACAAGUGUUGCAGAAUUCGGCAAACGAUACUAGAAGGAAUCAGAGCACUAAGAGCAACUCCAACCCACCUCCUAAACAGACUCCUAAUCUAACUUGGUCAAAAAAACCCACUCCAGCACACCUCUUAUUUGGACCCCCAUUUUCCAUGUCCUCUCAAAUUAUAAUUUGAAGUCUCCAGAUCCGGCAACCCCC